Messenger RNA from Brassica rapa (field mustard), 1144 nucleotides. Its product is annotated as methyltransferase N6AMT1. Lineage: Eukaryota; Viridiplantae; Streptophyta; Magnoliopsida; Brassicales; Brassicaceae. Gene Ontology annotation, molecular function: S-adenosylmethionine-dependent methyltransferase activity; protein methyltransferase activity; nucleic acid binding. The record is from RefSeq and is a predicted model, not a curated record. Gene Ontology annotation, cellular component: eRF1 methyltransferase complex. Gene Ontology annotation, biological process: methylation.
AUUUGAAUGAUCGAAUUACGUUGUUAUUUUGGGGCUAAAGUGUAAUUAUUGAAACUUAAGGGCAUGUUUUCAACUUUUUUUUUCUCCUGUCACACUCGCCUUCGCCGUCGCCUCCUUGUUCGUGGAGAUCUAUCGUCUGAGAUUUUUCUCUACUGCUCUUAUCAAGUUGAUAAAAAUCGAAGCUUUCCAAGACAAGAAAAUCUCCAAUCCUUAAUCUUCAGUAGGCUGUCAUGUCCGAGAAGCCACCACGAAUCGCUGACAUCAUGCGUGUAAGCUCGCAUCGUGAGGUCUACGAACCAUGCGAUGACUCAUUCGCUCUAGUCGAUGCACUACUCGCCGACCAGACCAACCUUAUAAACCACAACCCCAACCUUUGUAUGGAGAUCGGAUGCGGAAGCGGAUACGUCAUCACGUCCCUCAUCCUCCUCCUCAAACCCAAACUCCCCAACGUCCAUUACCUAGCCACCGACACAAACCCCAUCGCCGCACGCGUAACAAACCAAACUCUAGAAGCACACGGAGUCAAAGCCGAGAUUGUCUGCACGGACAUAGCUUCUUGUCUAGAAGAGAGACUCGCUGGUUUGGUGGACGUGAUGGUGGUGAACCCUCCUUACGUUCCUACGCCCGAGUACGAAGUUGGUAUGGAAGGUAUAGCCUCUGCUUGGGCUGGAGGAGAGAACGGGAGGAGCGUUAUCGAUAGAAUGUUACCUGUGGUUGAUCGUUUGCUUUCGGAGAAGGGGUGGUUCUACUUGGUGACGUUGAGUUCUAAUUACCCGGCGGAGAUUUGUCUGAUGAUGAGGAAGAGAGGCUUCGCGUGGAGGAUCUUGGUUCAGAGGUCGACAGAAGAGGAGAAUCUCGUUAUACUCAAGUUCUGGAGAGACGGAGAUGAGGUGAGCUUGGAGAAGGAGACGUCAACAGCUUCGUUGGUGUCGGAGUUUUCGAGAUCUUUGUCAUCGUUUAUGGAGAAACAAUGGCGGUGAGAACUUGAUGAUCUCAGGAGCAUUCUUUGUUGUUACAAGAACUUGUAAUGUUGUUGCAAACACUUUGAUUCUUUGAGGUGUUGGUCUAGUGUUCAUUUUUUUAUGAAAACCCGGUUACGUGUUUGUCUAUUUACCAAAACCGAAUUAAAUCAGUGUUUUUAAAA